Molecule: messenger RNA, 1254 nt
Organism: Sporothrix brasiliensis 5110
Lineage: Eukaryota; Fungi; Ascomycota; Sordariomycetes; Ophiostomatales; Ophiostomataceae
Exons: 4
Coding region: 1-1254 (417 amino acids)
Source: RefSeq, a predicted model, not a curated record
AUGGACCUCAAUGACGUUCACGUUCUGCAGAGAAGGCCACUGAUGGGCAGGGCCGGUGUUUUCGUCACGGGCAUCGCCAACUCGGCCACAAACGCUGCUUCAGACGGAGACGGUCUGCCAAAUCUCAACCUCAGUAAUGGCACCUGCUAUUCCACGCCCGGAAAACAAAUGGACAGCCGCUUUAUUCCCUGUGGCAACGCCGCCGCUGGGAUCCAGACCUGCUGCUGGGAGGGCGACAACUGUCUGUCCGACAAAGCCUGCUUCGGCAUCCACGACGGCGGCUACAGCACGUACUUGGCCGGCUGCACCGACGCCGAAUGGGACAUGAGCGAUCCUGGUGUCAGCGCUGCCUGUCCAGUCAAACCAGAACCGUACGGCUCAGAGCCAUGGGUUGGCCUGGCCUACUGUGGCAACAACGAAACCGGACACAACCAGUGGAUCCCGUGCCCGCAAGCCGACUCGCCGACAACGAUGCGCUCCCCGGGCCCCUGCCCUGCCGACGAGUCCCGGCGGGAGCAUUAUGUGGUUCCCGCCGUACUCGCCGACGUACGCAGUGACGGCGACCGAUGCGUUGGGGGGAAAGGGAGGAUCAUCGUCAUCAGGCGGGCCACCAAAAUCAACAUCCAGCACGCCUACGCACAAAACAUCUUCUACACUGUCCACGUCACCAUCCGCGUUACAAUCCACGAUACCAUCCACAUCUCCUUUAAAGUCAACAUCGACAUCACCUUUGAAAGCAACAUCGGUAUCACCAUCCACAUCAUCAUUACCAUCACCACCCACGUCACCACCCACGCCAUCAUCCACAUCAUCACCCACGUCACCCUCCACAUCUCCCUCCACAUCAACCACCAAGAACACAUCCCUUAUUGUUGGCACCAGCUCGAAGGGGCGGUUGGCGGCAACGGGGCACCGGCCGGAUUUGGUGGCGGCUAUAUGGAUGGAAAGCCGACAACUGGCGCCGACUUCAAAUCGAGGGGGGCAUCGACUUUUCCCGAUACGUAUAUGUCCAUGGCGGUUCCGGAGCUGGAGAAUCGGCCGGCAAGGCCCUGGUCUCUGCGGUCAGAGCUGGACGGUGCAACUGCUACCGCACCGAUCACCAACAAGACAUCUACCCGGUUCAGUAUUGGCACAUUGCUGUCUUCGCCGCCGGCCUCGCCUCCGCCGAUGGGAGAUUUGUACGAGAGUUCGACGCCAAUGGUUGGAACAGAGGCAGCCAACAUCGAGGAGCGCCGACUGUUGCGACACUUGUAG